Messenger RNA from Pieris brassicae (large cabbage white), 2459 nucleotides. Its product is annotated as regucalcin-like. Bases 1417 to 2442 code for a protein of 341 amino acids. Gene Ontology annotation, biological process: L-ascorbic acid biosynthetic process. The transcript has 7 exons. Lineage: Eukaryota; Metazoa; Arthropoda; Insecta; Lepidoptera; Pieridae. Gene Ontology annotation, molecular function: calcium ion binding; gluconolactonase activity. The record is from RefSeq and is a predicted model, not a curated record.
GUUCGGCGUUACAUUACGGUGUUUAUAUUACAACAAGAAUUCACAUUUUUCUUACACUCCGCAAUGGAUAGUUGUAUAAAAUACACGUAAAUUAUACACAAGUUCUAAAUAGAUGUACAAAUGUACUAACGUCAGUUUUGCGUUUGACAUCGGGUUUCUUAUAACGCCAUUGCGUUAUUUGUUACCAUGGUUAUCGAAAAAAAACCGUAACCAUGGCAACGUUGUAACUAAACUUACUCCGUGUUUCUAUUUAUAUUAAAGAUAAGGCUACUGAUUUUCUAUAGUUUGUGUGUAUUUACUUUUACCCUUAAACAAAGCUAACACAUCGCAUUAAGUAUCAAUAUUCAGGUUUUUUCUGUAUCGUCUUUUCUUUCAUAUUUUCAGUUGUUAUGACAACUUUUCUAUAUUAUCGAAAUGUUCAAUUGUACCUACAAAUUCGCCUUAAUAUAAAUGAAAUCUAUACUAUAAAUAAUCCUGAAAAAUUUGGUUAGUUGAACACGACCAACUCAGGAACAACUUUUGUAUUAUAUUUAGCAUAGUUAAUAAAUACUAUUCAACAACAUAUGGCCUUGCUGUGGUUUCGUUUACGCCCACGGAACACUGCUCAAGAUUUUUAAAAUAGAGUCAAAACCGUUUGCGACAUCGUUUAGAACAACAUACCGGUUAUAUUGACCAAAAUCAAAAGUCCCGGCUGAAUCCUAUUGUAUAAGGUACUUAACAACGUCAUCAGCUGUUACGACCAAAUAUGAGGAGUCCCUACGAUGUCGUUAUAUCAGAUUUUGACUGUAACAUAGACAUACAUUCGAGCUAACAGUAAAGCUAGUGUAAAUUUAUUUGUGUAUUUUCAUGUAAUUAUACAUUAAAAUACACAAAUAAAUUUACACUACAAUACAUACACACAAUACAACGGAUAGAUUCACAGAUAUAAUUGUUUACAUUUGAUAAUUAUUUUUAAAGAAGCAAAAUUUUCUUAUAAACACAGUAAUUUAUUUAAAAUGUAGAGCAGUAAAUACGUGUUUAAUUAAACCAAUAAAUCAUGAUUCACUAACAAGAUUAAACUUCAAAACAUCGUUAAUUUCUUAUCAACAGAAGUGAUUAGUUCAAAUGCAGUUAAUCACAUUAGGUUCACUGUUUAGAAAUAAGUUUUACGUAACCAUAAAAAAGUCUUUUAAAGCGUAAAUGUUAGUAGUCGUAUGAAAAUACUGAUAAUGUGACUUUUGGGUUAGUUAUUGAUAAUAUAUAAUGUGGUUAACAAUCUGGGGCAACACAAAAUAACUUAUAAAUUAUACAUUUCGUAAUUUAUUAAACUUAGUUUGAUGACUUACGUGCUUUUAUAUUUCAGAUCAGCUAAGUUGUUUUCAAAGUAACUUUCUUGUGGAUCGGUUCUUGAGUGAAUAGUGUAUACCUAUAUUUAAAAUGAAGAAUUUUUUUACAAAUAUUCUUCGGGCAUUUACACUAUCAACCCUUACAAUGACGUCACAUGCGAAAAAUCAUAAAACAUUCUAUAAAAUGGCCCCAAUAUAUGUUAAUGACAAGCCGGCAAUAUUCGCGCACGCCGAGAGUCCAGUUUGGGAUGUUGAUACGCAAUCACUAUUCUUUGUAGACGUGCACAGUCAGAACGUGCAUCGGUAUGAUUAUUCCACGAAGAAAUUAUACACUAAACAUAUUGAUUACGGUCAAGUGAAUAUAGUAUCGUUAGUAGCGGGCUCUCGAAGGUUAUUAGUAGCGGUUCGUUCUGCGUUAUACUUGCUUGAUUGGAAUGUAUCGGGUGAUGCAGCUUUGAGGCUUCUAACUACGGUGGACCAAGGCCUACCUGAUAAUGUCAUAAAUGAAGGAAAGCCGGAUGGCGAAGGACGAUUUUGGGCUGGUACUAAAGGCCCACAAACAGGCGAAGACGUACAACCCGACAAGGCAACUCUGUAUAGUUUUGAACCGGAUCAAGAGGGUUACGUCCAACCGCGCGUUGUCCUUCGCCCGGUUUCUAUAUCUAACGGAUUGGCAUUUUCACUUAAUAAUACUAUUAUGUACUAUGUCGAUUCGGCUACUCAAAAGAUUGAGGCGUUUGAUUAUGACGCACAGAGGGGGGAAAUUAGUGGCAGACGAACAAUUUUAGACAUAACAACCUAUGGAUAUGAUGAGGCAAUACCGGAUGGCUUGACAAUCGACAGUGAUGGACACUUGUGGGUCGCUCUUAUGUUUGGAGGAACUAUACUGCACAUAGACCCUGAGGCAAGACAAGUUAUAUAUGGGUACAAACUGCCUGGAGUACGAACAACCUCUCUUUGCUGGGGGGGCCCUGAUUUAGACGAACUUUAUGUCACCACGGGAAGAGAAAAAGACGUCAUCGAACCGUUUGCAGGCGCCAUCUUUACAAUAAAGAAUACUGGCAGCCGAGGAGUUCCCGCGCAUACAUUUAGAUACGACAAUGCGGAUAGUUAUUAAAUUUAAUCAAUUUUUUA